Messenger RNA from Photinus pyralis (common eastern firefly), 1608 nucleotides. Its product is annotated as vanin-like protein 2. The transcript is spliced from 5 exons. Lineage: Eukaryota; Metazoa; Arthropoda; Insecta; Coleoptera; Lampyridae. The record is from RefSeq and is a predicted model, not a curated record. The coding region runs from base 37 to 1542 and encodes 501 amino acids.
UCACUUAGUACACAGUUGCUCGGCUAAAAAACAAUUAUGCAAAAGUCUAAAAUGACUUGGAUCGUCAUCUUGUUUUACUUGCAAUACAAAUUUUGGGGAAUCCAUGCAGAUUACACUGCGGCGGUCGUCGAAUAUUUCCCAGAACAAGACCGACAUUUGUCACCAGAAGAAAGGUUGAGCAAAAACAUCAACGGAUAUAUACAGAUUUUGGACCAAUUGAACCGGACAUCGAAAUUAGACAUAGUCGUUUAUCCAGAGGCGACACUAUCGGAAAAUGCUCUUGUUCUUAAGCACGCCGACUUACUACCGUACACAGUUGAGGUCGCCGUAAAUGACACCUCACUAUGCCACGGUCCGACUACAACCUUCCUCACCUCUCUUUCCUGUGCUGCCAUUAACUACCAAACGUACAUUGCUCUGAACUUGUACGAAAGAACUCCCUGCAGUGGAAAAGAGUGCCCCGCGGAUGGUUGGAGCUUUUACAACACCGACGUUGUGCUAAACAGAAAGGGGGCCAUCAUCUCGAAGUACCGCAAGUACAACUUGUUCGGCGAAAUCUUCAUGACCCGCCCCGAAAAGCCGGACAUCUCAAUUUUCCGCACAGACUUCAACGAAACCUUCGCGACCUUCAUCUGUUUCGACAUUAUGUUUCGCAAACCAUCGUUGGAUCUAGUAACGCAGUACGGCGUGAAAUCUAUCCUCUUCUCCUCAAUGUGGUUUUCUGAAAUGCCCUUCCUGACGGCGCUCCAGACGCAACAGCAUUGGGCGUACGCCACAAACUCCACCCUCCUGGCAUCUGGUGCAAACGAUCGACAAAAAGGUAGCGGAGGUAGCGGAAUUUACCAAGGCGCCGCAGGCCCAUUGGUCUUCGCCAUAGUGGGAGCUGACGCGUCCAAGGGACUGGUCGCCAAAGUUCCCGGUGCCGCGGCGAGAUCGAAGGAUACGCGCGCCGUCGAUCGAAAAGCAAAAGAAAUGGACGAAUUUCGCAUCUUGUCCGACAAUCUCAAACCUUACACGUCGAAGUUGGUGCUGCGAGGUAACAACAACGUAGAUACCAGCGUGUGCAGUGGCGCCAAUGAGACCCAUCAGUUUUGUUGCCACUUUCAACUAGAGCUCGAAUGGCAGGCGAAGCCGGUGAACGACGACAAAAAACACUACCAAUACCAUAUGGUGGCUUUCAGUGGGACGCGAACAUUCGCGAGGGUCUCUAACGGAGGCAUCGAAGUUUGCGCGGUCGUUGCGUGUCUUAACGACUCAUUGAGUUCAUGUGGCAAACGUUUUCGAGACUAUAACACCGUUUCGUGGCCGACAACUUUCAAGAAAAUCGUCAUAGAGGCGGAGUUCGAUGAGGACCCUAACAAGUUCCAGUUCCCGAACUCUCUGCUCAGUAACAUAGAACCGAUCCACGUUGACGACUUUGAGUGGAGAAGUAUACUGGGUAAUAAACGUGUUCGUCGAACGUAUCUCUUAAAGAAACCUCAAAAUCGUCUGAUGACUUUUGGUAUUUACGGAAGAGAUUUUAAUCGCGAUUCUCUUGCCUAACAUUCUGUACCUAUAUCUGUAAGAGAACGCUUGUGACAGUUGCGUCAAUUACAUUUUUAAUUAAUU